CCCAUGUCUCUGCCACAGACAAUAGAAAGAGUGUUUCCCAUCCGCCUCUCAAUCCUUGAGAGCUCUCCUUUUCUUCGGAACGUUUCCGAUACCGAGGAUGCACUAUCUGGGGUCCAAGUGAUCGAAAAGCCUGUUGACCCUCGUAUCGUCCUCGAGACGGUUGAGCAUACCCAGACAGCACCCGAACCGCCAGCAGACGCUGCAGGAAACGGCCACCUCGAGUCGUAUGAGCCACAAGAUAUCCCCGCGACUCCAGAAGUGAUCAUAACGAACGGCUCAGAUGACCCGGGCGACCAUAGAGAUCGCGUAGAGCCUUCAGACCCACUGGUGACUGACAAGUUUGAAUACGCCGUCUUGAGCGAUGGUUCUCAUGGGGUCGUCCAGGGCACUCGCCGCGCCUUUACGCGCUGCGAGGAUGAGCUUAUCCACAUUCCCGGAGCUGUCCAGUCCUACGGAAUGCUCGUCGCACUGAAGCGCCAGAACGACGGCUUAUACGUGCCUCGUAUCGUCAGCGAAAAUAGUCACUUCAUUUGCAGCUAUCGUGCCGAUGAAAUAUUUGCGUUUCCGAACUUCGACCAUGUCAUGCCGCUGUUUCAACGUCCGCUUUUCAACGCACAACUAAGCAACAUACGUCGUCGCUACGAGGCCAACAUGGACGAGCGCGAACCGGUCGUCUUCGCCUUCUCCUUCUUUGACGCCCAGAGCCGAGUGAUACCGUGCUGGUGUGCAGCCCACUACAUUGGCCCCGACGUGGAUCUUUAUGUGUGCGAGUUCGAGCUCCAGGACUUCUCGAUGCACCCCCAAGCAGAUAUUCUGCGCUCUCAUCAGCUCAACCCUGUUGAUACCCUUGGCAGUGACCACAUGGACAUGGCUACGGUCUCGAGCAUGCAUUCCAGAAGCCAGCCAAUCUUUUAUAGCCCUGAAACUCUUGCCUUGGCGUCUGAUCCCGCUUCGUCGUCACUCGAGAUUGUCGGCGUCGCGACCAAGAUCCAGAAACAGUUCUCGGAAGUCAAAUCCGUCACUACCCUUCUUGACGCCAUUGUGGGAGUUGUCAGCGAGCUCUCGGGAUUCCACCGUGUCAUGGUCUACCAGUUCGACGAGGCUUUCAACGGUACCGUUGUGGCGGAGCUGAUGGACCCAGUGGUUAGCCAGGACGUCUACAGAGGCCUGCACUUCCCUUCAACGGAUAUUCCGCCCCAAGCCCGGAAACUCUACAUGCUCAACAAAGUCCGGGUCCUAUUCGACAGAUCACAGCAGACGGCAAGGCUUAUUGGGAGAGACAGUUCUGACAUUAACGUGCCGCUAGAUCUGACUCACGCUUACCUGCGUGCCAUGUCGCCCGUUCAUCUCAAGUACCUGGCGAACAUGGAGGUGCGCUCCUCCAUGUCCAUGUCCCUGGAAUCUGAGGGCACUCUGUGGGGUCUCAUCGUCUGCCAUUUUUACGGCCCCACGGCCACUCGGGUCCCCUUCUCAAUCCGUGAGCUCUGCUACUUUGUAGGAGUUGCGGCCUCGACAUGCCUCGAGAAGCUCCUCAAUUCCGACAAGCUUCAAGCCCGUCGCAUCAUCAACACCCUUCAGGAACAGAAGAAUCCAAAUGAGUGUAUUACUGCUUCCUCGGAGGAACUGCUGACCUUGUUCGAGGCCGAUUGCGGCUUCCUUGUCAUCGAAGGAGAGGCGAGAACCAUCGGGCGGCUAGCAUCCUACACAGAGGCUGUGACGCUGCUGAAAUACCUUUUUUACCGGCGGCCAAAUAAGAUCCUCUUCUCGAGCAAUAUCAGUGCGGACUUCCACGACCUCCACUAUCCUUCUGGCUUCAAGUCAAUCGCCGGAGUGCUAUAUAUUCCACUAUCCGGGACCACUGAUGACUGCGUCGUAUUCUACCGCCGAAACCAGCUCCGCGAGGUCCACUGGGCAGGUAUGCCAUCCCUCGCAGGAAAGUUUGGAAGGCUCGAACCUCGGAACAGCUUCAAAAAAUGGACCGAGGUGGUCGAUGGGACAAGCAUGGCCUGGACGCCGGAACAAGCUGAUAUUGCGGCGGUGGCUCAACUUGUCUACGGCAACUUUAUCAGAGUGUGGCGAGAAAAAGAAUCGGCCGUCAAGGAGUCACGGCUUAAACGCCUGCUUCUCCACGAUGCCUCUCAUCGAGUGCGGACGCCAUUGAAUGCUGUCAUCAACUAUCUUGAGAUGGCUCUGGAGAAGCCGCUUGAGGAUAGCACCAAGCAAACUCUGCUGACCUCGUACAAGUCUUCAAAGACAUUGAUCUAUGAGAUUGACGACCUCCUCAACUUGACUGGCAGCACUACGGGCUCCACCCCGCAGCUCUGUGAGCCUUUUGAUCUAACUCACUGUUUGGAAGAGGCUCUCGACCCUUUGAAGCGGCUUGCCGGAGACAAGGGGAUCGAGCUGGUCUUGAGCACCUGCUCGGGGGUUUCGCGAUAUCUACGCGGAGAUUCUCAAAACCUUCAGCGUACCGUUUCAAUUCUUGUUGCCAACGCAAUCGAACAUACAACUAACGGAAAAGUCCAUGUUGAGUGGAGCGAAAUACUUAAGAAGCCCAAGAGCUCCGUCACACACAUUUCCGUCACCGACUCUGGUCCCGGCCUGUCGGAACGCGAACUUGAUGACAUGUUUCAAGAGUUCGAGCAGGUCCCGGACGAAGACUUUGAUGAGAUUUCGGGGCAAAUUUUCAGACACAGAGAGGAUGUACUUCGCGUGGGAGUCGGUCUGGCCUUUGUUGCGCGGUUCGUCAAGAAGAGGGACGGCCAGCUGAAAGUAAGCUCAACCAAGGGCCACGGCUCUACCUUUACAAUCGAGGUCCCCUUUGCAUUUGCAUCGCGCGCCCCGUCUCUAGUUUCUCGCCGCGACGCCUCCCCUCUUCCAGCCCUGCCCAUGCCAGACCGGCCGUUGUCGAGGUCCAUGAGACCAAACUCGACGUCCAUAGCCACGCCGGGCGGCUCGUCAGGCGCCAGGGCAUCGCCAGCGACUGUCGCACCAACCCCCGCCAUUUCUCUAAUGGGAAGUGUGCAGACACCAACUACGCAUUGCCUCACCGUCAUUGUGGCAGAUGACAAUAUCAUCAAUGUCCAGAUUCUCAAGCGACGGCUAAGCAAGAUGGGCCAUCGGGCUCUAGUCAGCCGAGACGGCCAGGAAUGUUGGAACACAUUCAUGUCAAACCAAUCUACCAUCGACUUCAUACUGAUGGAUUUGAAUAUGCCGGUUGUCGACGGUUGGGCAUCGACCUGUCUGAUCAGAGAACAUGAGCAGAAUUUCCCUUUACCUUCGCGUGCGGUGCAGUCUUGUGGCCGCACCCCCAUUUUUGCCGUCUCCAGCAUGUUGAAGCGCGGCGAGGAACCGCGAUUUCUGGAUGCGGGGUUCGACGGCUGGAUGCCCAAACCCAUCAACAUGCAAAUGCUAGGUACCUAUCUCGCAGGGGCACUGGAUUGCAACACGCGGAAUCAAGGCGAGUACAGCGAGGCGAUGUUCGAGCUAGGCGGGUGGUUUCCGCAGUGCCCGCAGAGUCAGGCUCAUUCAGAGGUUAUCGCCACCACCACGCCCGACAUAUUUGCAGGAGAUGUCGGGGAUUGGAAUUGGGAGCCUUCCCCGUUCCCCGAAACCCUUUUUCCUGUUCCUCUCGAGGAUUUUACUAUGUCGGUGCCUGCAGCUGGUCUCGAAUUUGUCCCCGACGUUGACCUUGAGCUCGUUCCCGAGAUUAGCCAUGAAAUGGCCCUCGACCCUGAGGCUAACCUCCAUCUCGUCCCAGACCGCUUUCGAGGGGCCGACCAUGAAGUGGCUCGGGAGGUGGGCCGGGAGGUAGCCCCCGGAAUAGCCCCCGAGGUAACUACUGAAGUGCUCACAGAGGCGGUCCCUGAAGUGACCUCUGAAGUGGCCCCCGAAGUUGCCCCUGAUAUUGCCCCUGAUAUUGCCCCUGAACUCCUUGAAAUUGCUUCCGAUUACAUUGUCAAGGUUAGGCCUGAGGGAAUAGCACCAGCUGGGGCUCCAGAAAUGGCGCCCGAUACUGUCUCUUUCGCCCCAUUGAAUGAGACGAAACUCGAGGCGGAGGACGACAGACAGGCAAAGGCUAUGUCCUGGCCUUGACGAUUGGCUUGAGCAUGUCCUGCAGUGGCUGGGGGAGAUGGGUUUGAGUAUAAGCAGCCAACAAAUCCGCGCUGUCUUUGGACAGUUCCGCCGCCUGCCUACCAAC
Lasiosphaeria miniovina is the source of this 4201-nucleotide messenger RNA. RefSeq lists its product as uncharacterized. Gene Ontology annotation, molecular function: protein binding; phosphorelay sensor kinase activity. Gene Ontology annotation, biological process: regulation of DNA-templated transcription; phosphorelay signal transduction system; detection of visible light. The record is from RefSeq and is a predicted model, not a curated record. Lineage: Eukaryota; Fungi; Ascomycota; Sordariomycetes; Sordariales; Lasiosphaeriaceae. The transcript has 5 exons. The coding region runs from base 4 to 4095 and encodes 1363 amino acids.